Molecule: messenger RNA, 351 nt
Organism: Cimex lectularius (bed bug)
Lineage: Eukaryota; Metazoa; Arthropoda; Insecta; Hemiptera; Cimicidae
Gene: Polr3H
Product: DNA-directed RNA polymerase III subunit RPC8
Exons: 3
Coding region: 1-351 (116 amino acids)
Biological process (GO): transcription initiation at RNA polymerase III promoter
Cellular component (GO): RNA polymerase III complex
Source: RefSeq, a predicted model, not a curated record
AUGUGCUUUAGGCAGAGAACAAUAGCUCUUAAAGGGCACAUAACACUAGGUUUCUUUGAUGAUAUAUUCAUCCCGUCUGCCAAUCUUCAGCAUCCGUCUCGUUUCGAUGAAGCCGAACAAGUCUGGAUUUGGGAGUACGACAACAACGGGGACAAACACGAUCUUUUCAUGGACCAGGGCGAGCUCAUCAAGUUCCGAGUCGCUUCGGAGACUUUCAUCGAGACAUCGCCUGUCACGACGACAGAAGCGGACAAAACCGCAGAGCAGACCAACGCAGAAGUCCCUUACUCUAUAACUGCGACAAUCAACGAACCUGGUCUCGGCUUGUUAUCAUGGUGGGAAGGAUCAUAA